Panicum hallii is the source of this 1067-nucleotide messenger RNA. RefSeq lists its product as uncharacterized. The coding region runs from base 376 to 666 and encodes 96 amino acids. NCBI's taxonomy places the organism in Eukaryota, Viridiplantae, Streptophyta, Magnoliopsida, Poales, Poaceae. The transcript is spliced from 2 exons. The record is from RefSeq and is a predicted model, not a curated record.
ACCGGCCGACCUCGCAAAAAGGCACGCGGAUAAAAAGCAGAGGACGCGCACGGCCGCACGCACAUCCAAACCGCAGAGGCAGCAGCAGCCGUCGGCGGCGGCCGGGCCAAUAAAACUGCCGUAACGAACCAGCACACGCUGCUCUGCCCUCUCUCUCCAUAACCAGCAGCAGCGGCAGCAACGAGCAGUUGCAGCCGCACCAGGUCACCAGCAGCAGCCGCGCGCUGAAGGAGAGCUGAAGAGGACCUCGCGGGAUCAUCAGAAGCAGAGGCCGGGGCGCGCGCGCGAGCGAGCGAGGCGGGCACAGGGGAGACCGGAGGGGAGCGAGCGUCGAGGCUGGCCGCCGCGAGGAUCCCGGCGCCCGUGCGCGCUGUCAUGGCGUGGUGGCGGAAGAAGGUGGUCUCCCCGGCGCGCCGCGCGUGGGCCGCCGUCUCCACCCGCGUCCGCGCGCGCAACCCAGGCGGCGGCGGCAGCAUACUGAAGCUUCACGAGGACGUGCAGACCUGUGGCUACAGGGACGUGCAGGUGAUGUUCGAGAUCCUGACCUCGGAGCUGGAGGUGGCCUCGCACGGCCCCAAGCACCACCCGCGCAAGCGCCCGGCGUGGACGCCGCCGCCGCCGUGGCCCAGCCACCGGUCGUCGUCCAUGAUCGCGGCCGCGCAAUAGAGGGCCCCCGACGCCGACCGGACGUGGAGUCGUGGACAUCAGGACAUGGAGUGGAGAGCUGCGUGUCAUGGUUAUUAAUAAGCAGUCAAGAACACCUGGUUAGUACGUGAUAAUAGCUAUUAGUCUGUCUCUGAACAUGUGGUGCCAAGGUAAUCAGGCAUGCGUCCCCCUGCCCGUCUGUGCCGCGAAAGAGCGCGAAGAAUCCAGCAGCGUCAAGGUGUAAGUGUGUGCGCUGUAAGCUGGUCUGAAUGUCUGUACAUACUACAUAGCACUUGUGCUGAAUUUUUCGCAAGGCUCGGAGAAAUAGAUGGAGCAAGAGGGGUUUGUUUUUCAAUUAACUUGUGUAUCUUCCCGUUGCCAUUUGUAUGGUUCAUGAGCUGUUUAAGCAAUUUUCUGAAUAA